Messenger RNA from Coniophora puteana RWD-64-598 SS2, 764 nucleotides. RefSeq names its product cytochrome b5. Bases 180 to 683 code for a protein of 167 amino acids. The transcript has 5 exons. Lineage: Eukaryota; Fungi; Basidiomycota; Agaricomycetes; Boletales; Coniophoraceae. The record is from RefSeq and is a predicted model, not a curated record. Gene Ontology annotation, cellular component: endomembrane system; membrane.
CGAGUUUGUCAUCGGAAGCAAAAGGGCCGUUAAUUAGAGCCGUUGACACUGCCGCGGCAAGCGUCGGGGGUUGCCGUCGUCGCCUCCUCUGGUCUCUCCUGUUCGUCAGCGCGUCAGCGUCAACAGUGCAGCUUAUCCCUACUCCCACUUCUCCCCUCGCUUUCGUCCUCGCAAUCAUCAUGACUCUCUCACUUAGUCUCGGCACCCCCGUGAAUACGGCUCUCCUCGCCUACAUCCUCUACUCCGUCCAGAAGCUCGUCUUCCCCUCCGCAUCAGCACCCAAGAAACUCCCUACCGAGUUCAAGAAUGGGUACUCAUGGAUGCCCAAGUCGCAUCCACCAACUGUCCUCUUCCAGACAUACACCCCCAAGACGCUCCAGAAGUAUAACGGCAUUGACGACCCACGCAUCAUGCUCUCUAUCAACGGCAUUGUGUUCGACGUAACUGCAGGUCGCAACUUCUAUGGCCCGAACGGAAUGUAUGGAAACUUUGCUGGCCAUGAUGCCUCGCGAGGGAUGGCUAAGCAGUCGUUUGACAUUGAGAUGCUCACGCCUAUCGACCAACCUCUUGACAAGCUGCAGGAUCUCCGCCCCGACGAAAUCGAAAACAUGAGAGGAUGGAUCGAGCACUUUUCAAACAAGUACAUCGUCUGCGGAAGGCUCGUCGAUAAUGAUGCUAUCUGAGCAUACCGCCUAAACCCAUAGACUCCUGCAUAUCUGCUUGUAUUAUGCCAUAGCUCUGCGUAAUCUCUUUCUGAUUCCUUG